Molecule: messenger RNA, 1747 nt
Organism: Vicugna pacos (alpaca)
Lineage: Eukaryota; Metazoa; Chordata; Mammalia; Artiodactyla; Camelidae
Source: RefSeq, a predicted model, not a curated record
GGUGGUUGAGCGCCGGCGGAGGCAGAAUUUAGGGGCUACCGGGCUAUGAGGCGCACUCGCCCGACCACUUUCUCGGCCCCGCAGUAGCCGGAAUUGGGCUUCGGCUUCCCAGCUCGCGGCGUCCCCACAGCCUCGCUCCCCCAGCUCCCCCGGCUUUCCACGAUCCGAAUUUGCAGGCCCCUUAAAGGGUCCCAGUUGCUCUUUGCUCGAUCCUGCAGAACGGAAGUGAGGGCCCUGGACUUCAGUCUCAGACGGUGGGGAUCGGGAUGGCUUCCGUGCUGAUCCGAGAGGCCAAGGAGGGAGACUGUGGAAAUAUCCUGAGGCUGAUUCGGGAACUCGCUGAAUACGAGAAACUCUUGGAUCAGGUGAAGAUCAGUGAAGAAGCUCUGAUCUCUGCAGCCCUGAGAGCAGAUGGCUUUGGAGAGAAUCCUUUUUAUCACUGUUUGGUAGCAGAGAUUCUUCCUGCCCCCGGGGAGCCACAGGGGCCCUGUGUGGUGGGCUAUGGGCUGUACUACUUCAUCUACAGCACAUGGAAGGGACGAAACAUUUAUCUGGAAGACAUCUACGUGAAGCCCGAAUAUCGGGGUCAGGGGAUUGGCUCCAAAAUAAUCAAAAAGGUGGCUGAGGUGGCCCUGGAUAAGGGCUGCUCCCAGUUCCGCCUGUCAGUCCUGGACUGGAACAAGAGGGCCAUGGACUUGUACAAGGCCCUAGGAGCCCAAGAUCUGACGGAAGCUGAGGGCUGGCACUCCUUUCGCUUCGAAGGAGAGGCAAUGAGGGAGCUGGCAGGAAAGUGAUCCCAUCCCUUGAGAAUCUCUAUCUCAGUUUCUCCACGCCCACCAGCUCAAGCACUCCUUAGAGACUAUCACCCCAGAGAUAGUCUCCACCGACAAAGGCCUUCCUGAAGGAAGGAGGAUUGGGGGUGAAUAUUCCCAAAUGGAAAGAGCAGAAGCAUGGAAAAGGCCUUCCCACCUUCUUGUUAAGGGUGAAAAAUAAAUGAGAAUUCCUAUGUGCUGAUGUGGUGUUGGGAGGAGAAAUUGAGUAUGUGAUAAGCUUCAGCCACUUUACAACCCUUCCUCAGUGUUCUGGUCAGUGGAUGUUGCUCCUGGGGGUAAAGGUGGGCCUAAGAUGACUUUCGCUCUCAAUGGACCAGAGUCUUGGCUCUGGCCUGUAGAAUUUAGAGAAAAGAAGAGCAAGGGGCCAGCUUUCACAUCAGGCUUGUAGGUCACGUUUGGGACCCAGACAAAGGCGUACAGUGUGUGGACUGGGCUGUGCAGAAUCCAUGACUGAGGCUAGCCCACAGACUCAACAGAUGGAGCAGGCUGCCACCUAGUGGUGGCUUUUCAGGGGCACAGGGCAUUUCACUUGCCCUGACUUUAAAAAAUCCGCUCAGCUAUUUAGUGAUUUUUCUUUUUCAAAAGUCACAAAGCCUUUAUUUUCGGUUCUGCAAAACUGGAACAAACUUUAAGGGCCCAUGAAGGUAAGAAGGGAAACAAACUAAUUCCCCACUUUCAUAAUAUUUUAUUGCACAAGUAAUACAGGUUUGUUGAAGAAAUAUUUGAAGUAUAUAUAAAAAUAGAAUCCAUAGCCUUACUUACAUAAUUAUUAACCCUUUGGUAUCAAUUCUUUAGUUUUUUUCAGCGUACAUAUAUACAUAUAACUAGUUAAGUGUGUUGGCGUUUAUGGGAUUGUACUCUUUUGUGACCUGUUUUUUUCAUUUAACAAUAAAUCAGAAAAUCUUCCCAUACUA